Hippocampus comes (tiger tail seahorse) is the source of this 4835-nucleotide messenger RNA. RefSeq names its product dermatan sulfate epimerase like b (gene dselb). Lineage: Eukaryota; Metazoa; Chordata; Actinopteri; Syngnathiformes; Syngnathidae. The transcript has a single exon. The record is from RefSeq and is a predicted model, not a curated record. Gene Ontology annotation, molecular function: chondroitin-glucuronate 5-epimerase activity. The coding region runs from base 766 to 4374 and encodes 1202 amino acids.
GGCUCCACUUGCCUGGAAAACAAUCAGUGUUGAACAGCGAGACGACGACGACACAGAUUGCACACACAUGUAUGCAGCGUCAGACUACGUGUGCGCGCUUUAGUCCACGCCAGCACACGUCGACACGACACCUCCGCUGCGUGCGUGGAUCUUCUGCAAUAGUCAUCAUCGGCUGCCUCCUCCUCCUCCUCAUCCUCUGGGGAGGUUGAUUUGCUGCGCACAAUGUGGAAAAAAAUUUCAGUGAAUACUUGAAGAGUGACGACAACUUUCCUCCCUUUUCCGACGCGGAGAGGAGGAGUUGAAACAAGGGGAGAGGGAGUGAAGGAGAGGAAGGGGGGCUUGUGGUGCGUCUAAUCCGUCCAGCCCCCGCAGCCUGGAGCUGUGCAGCCCGGUCUAAACGCGAGCAAUGUGGCCCGUGGAGGAGCGUCGCUCUCCGCUGUGCGACUCCAUGGAUGCUGCAGCUCGGUCGGGCUCCUCGCAGUGCCUUUGUGGACCGGACAACGACUGGGGCUGAAUAAUGUUUGUGUAACGAGGAGAGUUUUUUUUCUUUUUUUCUCUCUGUGGAUCGGAGGACUGAUGGAAACAUUCAAGGCAGUUUUUUGGCAUUCUCAGACAUGUUUCUUCACUCUCCGUGUGCGAACAUGUCGAAAGUGCACUGAAGUUUUUCUCUCCAUGAGGACUUUUAUUUUUUUUGGCUUUACUGGACUUCACUAUGGGAUGUUCCAUCUUUGAUAAAAGGAGUGUUUUAAAGCAUUGAACCCCAGCAUGGCACUUAACUGGGCUUACCUUCUACUCCCACUCUGGGCAGUAGGAGCAGCCUUCUCGGGGGUCCUUAACACCACUGACAGAGACGUUUUUACGGACGACUUGCUGCAGGUCCAGUUGGUCGGGGACCGAAUGGCUGAGCAGCAGGUGGCGUUCUCCCACCCAGGUCUAUAUUUUGGCCCAGGAGACGUACAGCAAAUGAGGCAAAGGUCCUCCGGCAGCCACAGUCAUAUAUUUAAAGUCAUCCGGGCGGCUGCGCUCACCAUGCUGUCCAACGGUCCUUCUUUCCUUCCACCUGCCAAGCAUGAGGAGUUUACAAGCAAGUGGAACGAGAUUUACGGGAACAACCUACCUCCCCUGGCGCUGUACUGCCUGCUGUGCCCCGAGGACUCAGCCGCCCUGCAAUUCCUCAUCAAAUUUAUGGACAGGAUGGCUGAGUACCCAAACUGGAAGGUAACCAGCGCGCCACACGACGAGGUCCCAAUGGCACACUCCCUCACUGGGUUCGCCACGGCCUAUGACUUUAUUUAUGCCUACCUGGACGUACGGCGGAGAGACGUUUACCUCAACAAGAUCCGCUCGCAAACGGCGGCGCUUUAUGACUUCUCCAAGUACAGGGGCUGGGGCCGGCAGUAUCUCCACAAUCACCAGACCACCAACGUAGUGGCCCUUCUGACCGGGGCCAUCGUGGUGGGGUCUCACGACGACCCAGACUCUAUGCUUUGGAAACAAGUGGCGGUUAACUACAUGGAGAAAACCAUGUUCCUGCUCAACCACGUGGUGGACGGCACGCUUGAUGAGGGGGUGGCGUACGGGAGCUACACGGCCAAGUCCAUCACGCAGUACGUCUUCUUGGCCAUGCGGCACUUUAGCAUCGACAACACGCUGAACAACUGGCUGAGGGCGCACUUUUGGUUCUACUACGCCACCCUCCUGCCUGGCUUCCAGAGGUCAGUGGGCAUCGCAGACUCCAACUACAACUGGUUCUACGGGCCGGAGAGUCAGCUGGUGUUCCUUGACGCCUUUGUCCUGAGGAACGGCACGGGGAACUGGCUGGCUCAGCAGAUCCGCAAGCAUCGACCCAAGGACGGCCCCAUGGGACAGUCGUUGGCUCAGCGCUGGGCCACGCUGCACACGGAGUACAUCUGGUAUGAUGCGCGCCUGGCCUCGCAGCCUCCCCCCGGCUUUGGCAAAGCCAGCAUGCACAUUUUCUCCAACUGGGGCGUCGUGACCUAUGGUGCCGGGCUGCCCAGCGGCCAGGGAAACACUUUUGUUUCCUUCAAGUCCGGCAAGCUGGGUGGCCGCGCAGUUUACGACAUAGUCCAUGAGAAACCGUACUCGUGGGUGCACGGUUGGAAUAGUUUUAACCCGGGUCACGAGCACCCAGACCAGAAUUCUUUUACCUUUGCUCCUAACGGGCAAGUGUUUGUGUCAGAAGCACUUUAUGGACCAAAGUUGAGCUACCUUAACAACGUGCUGGUCUUCGGUCCCUCACCUACGAGUCAGUGUAAUGCUCCAUGGGAGGGUCAGCUAGGCGAGUGCGUCAAGUGGCUGCGCUGGAACGAUGAGGGGGUUGGCGACACCAGCGGCGAGGUGAUUGUGGCAUCGUCGCACGGGGACACCAUGUUCACCAGUGGGGAAGCGGUGUCUGCGUACUCCCCCGCCAUGAGGCUGCAGAGCGUGUACAGAGCUCUGGUCUUGCUCAAUUCCCAAACGCUUCUGGUGCUCGAUCAUGUGGAGAAAGCGGCUGACUCGCCUGUGAGGUUGCUCAGCGCUUUCUUCCACAACUUGGACAUCGACUUUAAAUACGUUCCGUUCAGGUUCAUGGACCGCUACAACGGCGCCAUGAUGGAUGUGUGGGACGCGCACUAUAAAAUGUUUUGGUUUGACAGCAAGGGGCAUAGUCCCGAAACCCACAUACAAGAGGCGGAACAGGCGGCCGAGUUUAAAAAGCGGUGGACACAAUAUGUUAAUGUAACUUUCCCGAUAGCAGAUGCUGUUAGCAGGACAGCUUAUGUGUUCCAUGGGCCGUAUGUCAAAGUGUCCAGCUGUAAAUUUAUCGAUAGCAGCAAAAAUGGCGUGAGACUCUCGUUGAUGAUAAAUAACACAGAGACGAUAGUGUCCAUAGCGACAAAUUACAAAGACAUUGGGGCGAGGGAGGCAUAUUUAGGGUACGGUGGCCACUGUAAGGUGGAAGACCGAUAUCAAAUCACUCGAUUCGGGUCGGGGACGCAGGUGGUCCCCAAAAAGACUAGCAGUGACAAUCAACUCUUUGACUUGGUCUUCACGCUCAACGUGAUGGCAGGUGUGAUUCUCUGCGCUGCCGCCGCUUUCCUUGUCAUGUUGAGGAAGUUUUACGACGUGUGCUUCAGGCUGCGGCGGCUAAUGCCCUAUGCUCUGCUCACUGUCCUCUUCCUGUGGAUAGCCGGCCUGCUCUUUGUGUCCAACAGCUGUGAUCGGCUCCUUUGCGGGGUAAAGUGGAAAAGCGAAUCUGACUUGCUAGGCCGGCUGCAUGAACAGCGCCAGCUCCCCCUGCCCACCAUCCUCAUUGCGACCCUGCCCGGCUCGGGGGCGGAGAUCCUCAAGCACCUUUUCUACAAUAGCUCGGACUUUGUUUAUAUCAGGGUGCCCACCGAGCACUUGGACAUCCCAGAGACAGAGUUUGAGUUUGACUCUCUAGUGGAUGCUUGUGAGUGGUCCUGGUCUGAGGCCAAGCAGGGACGCUUCAAGAUGAUCCAGGGCUGGCUCCACUCACUGGUCUACAACACCAAGCUGCACCUGCAGAACAUUCAGCUAGCAGAAGAAAACUGGGCCCGACUGCCCGCACGCAGCGCCUCCAGUCCGGACUCAAAGAAACGGUCCAGGCGGAGGGAGCCGUCCGCGGAACUGAAAGGCAAGCUACGAGCCAGCAUGGACAGAGAUGUGGAGUACGUCCGGGAGCUGAGGCGCCACAUGGCUGAGUACCCAAACAGCCGUGUGGUUCUGAACAUGCGAAGUGGGAGCUGGGCGCUGAAGCUCCCUUUCAUCCGGGAGGUUGUGGGGCCUUCCCUAAAAAGCCUCUAUGUGGUGAGAGACCCUCGAGCAUGGAUUUAUCUCAUGUUGUACAACAGUGAGCCCAGCCUGUACUCCCUGAAGAACAUCCCUCAGCACCUUUCCUUGAUAUUCAAGGAGGACGCCAUGAAGGAUGGCUGCCCGAGCGUAGCGCCCGAGUUCAACACUCUCAGAGGACUGAUUGCCCGUAAGGAGAGUGACCCGGUCUUAAUACUGUCCCACCUGUGGCUCGCCCACACAGCUGCUGUGGUGCGGGUGAGCCAGAGCCUCCCAGAGGACUCCUACCUCCAAGUGCGCUUUGAGGACGUUGUCAACUCCCCACAGGAGACAGCGGAGGGGAUCCACACCUUCCUGGGACUGCCGUUGUCUCCCGCCGCCCUCAAUCAGCUGGCGUUCACGACAUCCACCAACCUGUACAGUCUGCAGUACGAGGGUGACAUCUCGCCGGCCAACAUCGCCACGUGGCAACAGAAAAUGCCGCGGCGGGAUGUGAGGUUGGUGGAGGACAUCUGCGGGGGUUUGAUGAAGAGGCUGGGCUACGGCCGCUUGCCCAGCUAACUCUGCACUGCUGUCAUUGUUUGCACUGAUUUUCAACUCGACAUGUUACACAUUGAGCAAUCAACGGGUGUUUACUCGGAAAUUGGUGCAUUUUAUAUUAAAAUGGAUAUGAUAAAACUCAUUAUUCACACGUAAUGAAUGACGUGUGUCUUAAAAGUCGAUCGAAGAUCAUUGUUUCUGUGAGUCUUAAGAAAGGACCAAUUCUGAGUCCUCAAUUUGUGAUGUCAGCAUCUGUUUUUAUGCUGCUGAAGGGAUGUACUGUUACGGAACAUGUACAGUAUGUGAUGAAGCUAUUUAUUGAUUCUUUUUGGUUAUUAUCUUUUGUCAAGGGUACGGUUUGCGUUGCAGGAGAUCCUCAGGUGUUUGAAAGAAAAAAAAAAGCAACAGGUCACAUCAACUGAAUCUGUCAGACAUCAUCUUCAAAUUCAUCAGGUGUCAGGAAAAAGGUCUUUUGCAUUAUC